Messenger RNA from Neurospora tetraspora, 2376 nucleotides. Its product is annotated as heterokaryon incompatibility protein-domain-containing protein. The transcript is spliced from 3 exons. The coding region runs from base 217 to 2376 and encodes 719 amino acids. The record is from RefSeq and is a predicted model, not a curated record. NCBI's taxonomy places the organism in Eukaryota, Fungi, Ascomycota, Sordariomycetes, Sordariales, Sordariaceae.
AUUAAUUUAUAUCAGCAGCAUACCACUGUCGGCUACAUACCUCUCUCUGUUCAGUUGUCAUCACGUACAUCGCGUCAAUCUGUACCAAUGCAGAAGCACCAACGACUUUUUCACUUAACGUCGUAAAGAGAGAAAGUGCUUUUUUUUCUUCUCUUUUUCCUCUCUUUACCUUUUGCGGGAAUACCUCUUGGUUUGCCCAACUAUUACAACAUCAUCAUGAUCUGUUCCGUCUGUAAGAAGACCUUCGAACUGCUCAUCAGCCUCGCUAGGUCCCCUUCGUCAGCCCGAGUAUACCCAAAGGGUCCUCCAGAUGCAUCUCAUCACGGGGAUAUCGAAAGCUUCAAAUCGUCCCUCGAACAAAAGUGCUAUGUUUGUACAGCGAUGUGGGAGUCGCUAAAACCUGGUGAACGUAAGGAUUGGGAGAAUACAUGGAUGAAUCGGGUUUGGGACGAUGAUCCCAAGUCGGUGUCUGUUGCCAGUAUUGGGGUGACGACCCCUUCGGCACACCUUGGAUAUGAUCAAGAUUAUACAAUUUGCCUACGUCUUUAUCUUUCGCCGGGACCUCUGGGUGAAAUUCCCAAGAUUUUGACCCAAACGUUCUUCCUCCUUGAGCCACCAAUCGCUCAAAGAUCCUCACGUAGGAAACGCUUGAGGAAACUUUUCUUGGAGCGUACCGAAGAACCGGAGUCAGCCCUUACUCGUCCGGUACUUGGCCUUACCACAGCUGCUUCCUUGGACUUAGCCAAGAGUUGGGUUAACAAUUGCGUUGCCCACCACGCUCAGUGUAAAAUCUAUGCCAAUCAAGUCACCUGGCUCCCCACACGGCUUCUUUACUUCACAGCAGGCACUGUCCAACUGAUAGAGACCAAGGAGACCAAGCCCACUACCCCCUACAUGACCCUCACUCACCGUUGGGGCUUCGCCGAUGAGGAGAAGAUGAUGCUCAACAAAAGAACCUAUCCAUCCCUGAGAGGAGGUAUAUCUCUCUCGUCAAUGCCCAAGCUCUUCCAGGAAGUCAUCAAUGUCGCCCUCCAUCUCGGCGUGAAUUACAUCUGGAUAGACGCCUUGUGCAUCUUUCAAGACAAGGACGACCAAACUGACUGGCACCAAGAAGCCAGCCAGAUGCAAAAAGUCUACUCCAACUCCUUCUGCAAUAUCUCCGCCGCCGACGCCACCUCCUGCUCCGAUACGCUUUUCAGCCAGCCUCGGAACCCAGAGGAAGAAAUCCUCCCGCAGACAAUCUACCUCAACCUCGUCCCUGCCUCUCCAUACUCAGUCUCCUCUAUCUCCUCCCAGUCGAGUUCUUGCCUCCCGUCCUCCAUCGUGGCCCGUCUCGUAUUCCCAAAACUCGCAUACACCGCAAAGACCAGACCCAAAACGAGAAUCGAAUCCUUCACUCUCACCGACCUCUCCCUCUGGUCCAACCAAGUCUCCCAGGCGCUCGUCAACACCCGCGCCUGGGUGCUCCAGGAACGCGUGCUCGCGCCUCGUGUCCUCCACUUCGGCCGCCGCCAGCUAUUCUGGGAGUGUCGCUGUUCGGAAGCCUGCGAAGCUUUUCCAUUUGGUGAUUUACCGUCGCGGAUGAUUAGUGGGGAGGAGGCAGGCCUCUCCUUCCCCUCAGAUAAACUCAUCGCCAUCUCCGGCCUCGCCAAGCUUUUCCAAUCUUUAGCAAAGAGAGACGACUAUCUGGCCGGUCUAUGGCGCCACCGGCUAGAGGCGGAGCUCCUCUGGGUUAACACCUCCACUCAAUACUUCGGAGCGAAACCGGCAACAAAACGACCAGAAAGAUACAGGGCACCCAGUUGGUCCUGGGCAUCUAUUGACGGCCCUUUGGUACCCGGUUUACCAACAGAAGUUCAGGAUCACUUGUUCAUGAUACGAGUGGAGGAUGUGCAGCUGAGUUAUUUAACGGAGGAUAAGACGGGGGAAGUAACGGGUGGUUGGUUGCGCUUGAGGGGGAGGUUGUUGGAGACGGAGCUUGUGCGCGUUUCUGAUACAGAUGGGGCGCUUUGGUGGAUGGUUAAGUUGGAGGGGGUUAGUAUGUUUGAUGAGGGGGCGCUGCCGAACCCGGGGAUCUUGGACCCGAGGGUUUGUUUGGAUGUGGUGCAGGACGAUUUCAAGAGGGAGAAAGAGGAGGGGUUGGUGUUUAGCAUGGUGGCUAAGACGGGGGGCAGGAGUACGGGAGGGAAUAUGUACAUGUUGCUGUUCAAGUUGGUCGAUAGGGAGAAGGGAGUGUAUCAGAGAUUGGGGAUCAUGGUGGUGGCGGGAGACGCGAUGAAGAGGAGGGUGUUAGAGGUGCAAAGAGGCUUGGACAAGCCUAGGUUGCCGUGCGUGGAGCUGCAUGAGGAUGGUCAGCAUUCUAUCAUUGUUAUCUGA